Messenger RNA from Mya arenaria, 15843 nucleotides. RefSeq names its product golgin-45-like. The coding region runs from base 77 to 1570 and encodes 497 amino acids. Gene Ontology annotation, cellular component: Golgi membrane. The transcript is spliced from 8 exons. Lineage: Eukaryota; Metazoa; Mollusca; Bivalvia; Myida; Myidae. Gene Ontology annotation, biological process: Golgi to plasma membrane protein transport; Golgi organization. The record is from RefSeq and is a predicted model, not a curated record.
GUCAAAUCUGUGGAAAGGAAAUCGAUGGGACUUUAAGUUUGACCAUUCUUACCUAAAAACCGUGAACCAAGAAGCUAUGUCAUCUAGUUCUGUCACAGUUGCUCCUCGGCACAGGACCGCCCAGUCCCCACCGCCCGGUCAGAAAUCAGCAGGGCAGUCUAAAAGCACUGAAACAGUAUUACUGAGGAACCCUCUACCAAAAUACAGCUUCGACCAAAAACCAAAGAAGAAAUCAACGGCUGAAAAAGCAGAUAGAACAGAAAAGAAAGACUCUGAGCAUGUGAUUGUUAAAACAUCUGAGCAGUUAACUGGAAAGGCAAGUUUGCGGGAUGUAAAAAAUGAAACUGACCUACAAGACUCCUUUAGAAUUGGAAAACUGGUGAAUUCAUUUCCACAACAGCCAGUAAAAACAGAGACUACUACUGACAACCCCAGGACUGAAAGUAAUGGUAAUGGGAAUGCAUCUUCUAUCAAAGACAAACCAGUCAACAAAGUUUGUCCACUAAGUAAAAACUCUGCAAAAUCACUUACCCACUCAGUAAGCGACUCACUACUUGGCUUACAGACCAACCAACCAUUAAUACCUCUAUCAACUUCUAGUCAAAACACACAGACAUUGUCAUCUGGCAACAAAACUGUUAUUCCCUUACCUGUUCACGAGGAAAGUCACAUGCUAACUGAGUCAGCAAAUCAUGUUCACAGUGAAACCAGUCCGGAUGAGGAGGGCUCAUUCACUGAGCUCGGGACAGAGAUCAACCAAUCAAGUGCAGGUGUUCAGGCUUGUUACAGGUGCUCAGAGAAAGUGAAUCACCUGCAGGAAGAGAAGCAGAUGCUCAAAAAUCAGCUUGAGGUCCAAUUGCAGGUGAAUCAGGAGUUGAAGAAAUUGUUGGUGGCAUCAGUAGGGGAGGACUUGCAGCACCGGGUGGAGAGACUCACCAGGGAUAAGGCGCUGAUGUCAGUUGAGCUUGGUGACUUUACCAGGAAGAUCAGUGAUGACUAUGAGCAUCUUGACCAGAUCUCCAUACAGGCAGAUAUGUGGCGUAGCAAGUACCUCGCAUGCAGGGUGAUGUCGGAUGAGGUGGCAGCCUCCAAGGCGUUCUAUGCCACACAGCUUCAUGAGUGUCAGAUUGCCAUUGAGAAACUGCUGAACGAGAGGCACCAGCUACGGGCAAAUCUUUACGAUACUUACAGAGGUUUACAGCAGGUACAAGAAGCCUUUGACCCGUUCAACUCUCAUAACUGUGGACCACGCCUUCUAGCAGGCGGAAACAACAUUCAACUUGCAUCUACAAAUCAGCACCUUACCGAGGCCAUCAAGUACCGCCUCCUGCCCAGUCAUGUGACCUCAACUAUAAAUAGUAACAUGGAUACAGACUGGCAUGAUUAUCUCACUCAGGCAGAAUCACAUGCAAAACAGCUCCUGUCCCGUGAGAUGCGGCCCGAGGAUUUCCGGUACCUCACGACCCAGACUUACCAGCUGCAAGCCCCCACUGGGUGUGCGGUGGACCGGUUCCACCCGUGUACCAACUUUGAUAACCUCACCAUGAAUGUGUGCUCAUGUCGGGUUUGAUCACCUCUUCCAACGUUUUUCCGGAUAUGGCCAUGUUCGCGCUGUCCGUGUCCAUCUCGCAGUAUUCGAAGUCCCGGCGGUCGACGUAGACGUCCAUAAAAUCGUAAUAAAACUCCAGCAUGCGAAGCUUAGCGUACUGGAGAAUAAAAUAUCCCAACUGAAUCGGCAAGUCCAGCUUUAUUUUUCGUUUGGACAUCUCAAUUUCAUAGUACUGUUCUUCUUGGUCUAAACACUCUAGUUUGCUGAAGCGAGGGUCGUUGACUUGCAGACAUGUUUCGUUUUCGCCUUGAACGUAUUGGACGCCGCUAUGCUUGGUUUUAUCCAUGAUUAGCGAGCCGUAGCUGGAGUUACCUAUCACUUACUGGUCUCGGCGAUAAUGGCCGUGUCUGGAUCCGCGUCCCCCUGUCGUCGUGCCUCACUCACCUCGCGCUCAAACUCUUUAAAACAACGUUGCUCCUGAAACUCGACCACCUGAUAUAUUUUGCUCACUACGAGACCGUGGUUGAUGUACCAUCGUAACAGCGGCGUGGCUAGCAACAUUUGUUUGGCCUUCAUGCCGCCUACUAGCAAUCGUCGGGGUUUGUCAGACAGUUGAUGUUAAACUUGAAUGAGAUACAACGUACAACAGAUAACUAACUAACAGCGGUGAACGAUAGUAAAGCUACCAGCGUGGUCAUGUUAACACUUCAUUGCUCAGGAAUUUACAUACGUGAGAACUAGGCUAAAACUCAUUCAUAGUAUUGUUGGUGGUGUUUAUUAUUGUAUUGAGGUCAAAUGAGGUGUAACCUGUUUCUGUUUUACGCGCUUAGAAUAUUAUAUCGACCUACAUUUUAACGUUCGGUUCUCGGCUUACUAUAUGUAAUAUAGUAUCGUCAUCGGUAGUCAAACAGCGAACGGUCCUUGAAAAUAGGUCACCUAAAAUGUAAACAAAUAGCUAAAUCGUUAUUUUAACACUGAAAUGGAGUGAAAUAGUGGUUUAUAAAAUAGUGUUCUUCGAUCGGAUUCAAUUAAGUAAAGUCUCGCUUACUCAGAAAGCGAGCAAACUUGGGUAAAUUGGUUACGGAUUUGUGACAAAAUAAACGUUUCAACAGAACGUAAAAGUGCACCUUAUUUCGGAUAUCACAGACCAUUGGCGCCAAUUCAGUUUUGCGUGCUUUGGAAUUAAAGAAAUGAACAAAAUAUUAGUAUUUAAUAAUUAAAACAGUUACCUUUGGCUGGGUGUAUACUCCUCGGGUUUUUUAUCCUUACUGAUAAUAUAUAUUAUAUUAUAAUUUCAAACUAGAUGGAUGGCCCAGAGACAUUAUCACUGCUCAAUUUCAUUUCGACUGUUAAUAAUUAUAUUCCACAUUCUGAAAAAUUCGUUACAACCACAUUGGAUUAACAAGGUCUAUAUUAUUUGUGCGUUUCUUCUCGGAACAUAACAAACAAGUUUCAACAGAUAAAUAUUUCACACAAACGUUGCAUACACGAAAACAAUGAAGACAUUGUUUACAUCCGAUUAUCUCGUCUAUUUGUCUUGGAAUUUUAUCACAAUUAUCACAAAUCCGACAUUUAAUUGACUUUCCGAGUGACAAAUAUUUUGCUUUCGAGAAGGGUAGUUUCAUUUUGUUUAAAAAGUAUACCGUCGACCGGUAUUAUAUAGUAGUAAAUAUUUCACAUCAGAACCAGUCACUGUUAUUAUAGUUUCGUGUAAUAAGUUUACAAGCUCUAUAAUAUUAUCAACUCGGGUAUAAAAGAGCAUCAUAGGUAUAAAACAUUAAGAUAAUUAGGACAUAGAAUUCAUAAAUGUGUUCAACUGUCUUCGCACGAAGUUUCUAGCGAUUUGUCUGUCUUGGCAAACGCCAGCUUCAGUCACAUCUUGAAAAGACCCUGUCCUUAAAAUCCUGUGUAUUUCAUCAUGAUUAAAUAGUUGCGUGAUGUGUGGUCUCAUUAUGCUUAAUCCAUGAUAAAAAUCGAACCAAUGAUUCCAGUUUCUUUUCGCUCGCAGAGAAUUUGAUCGAUCGAGUAAAGUUGAUGGGAAAUAUCCAGCGGGUGGAAUAAUCGCCCUUACAUCAGAAAUGUCCGGCUAAAAACAAAUUGAAAACUGGAACAGUUGAAAACGUUAAUGGCAAUGCAGUUGAGACUGGUGGUGGUAAAUCCCAAUUAAAAUUUUUCAUACAAAAAGGACAUCUUUUUAAUUGUGAGAAACAAUCCUGACACACUAAGUUAGUGCAUUGACAAGUAUUUAUAAAAUAAAAUUUGACGUCCUUAUAACAAAUUCCGCACUCUUCUCCCCAUAAUUCUUGAAACAUAUUUUAUCAUAAUUUUUUUAACUGAAGCACCGUAGACAAAACAAAUAACAACAUCAAAAAAGAAGUUAAUCCAAUAUAAAAUUACGAUUUUUUUAAUGAUCAACACUGCGAAAUCGGCCGGGUUAAAUAGCGUCUUGGCCACCCUCGAACGGCGGUUGGAAUGUUAACACUGUCAUAACAAAACUAUUAAAUUUGAUGGAUCGGGUCGUUUACCUAAUUUAUAUUGCUCGAGGACACGUUUCGCCAUCCUAAUUUGAUCGAUGUACUUGUUUACGCUAUUUAGUGGUCACCGACCUAACGGGGUCACAGACCUGACGGGGUCACCGACCUGACGGGUCACCGACCUGACGUUCAGCGUACUUAGAGAUACAACCGAAAGAUAGGCAACCAAAACAUAUGCUUAUUAUGCUCUAACUAUUACGACUAUUAAAGCAUAAACCACUGCCCUAUAGUUGAAAGGUCAUUUUGGAAGAACUGUCAUGGCGGACGGUGCAAUUUUUAGAGUUUGUUUUUCAAGUGGAGUGAUUUUUCUUAGGAAUAACUUGACCCCCCUUUUUUAUUGGCUUAAAAUGUAAUUUAAAGCUUGUACUUUAAGAAUAUAUGUGGUUAUCAUAGCCUGCAUUCGCUCGAAAUGCCUUUAAAUGUUGUCUAAAAAUUAUAAUUUUACAUUUAAUUAUAUAUAUGGAAAAACAAUGGUGGUGUGUAACCUUCAACCCGAAAAGAAACCAGAAGUUCCUAUGCCGCAAAGGAUUAUGGUAUAUUGAAAAGUUGCUAUCAAGGAAUAAAACGGAAGUAUUCCACAAAAUAUAAACAAUUCAAGGGAGGUAACACGAAUUAACUGUUCAAUCAGUCUGAAGGGAUUUUCACCCUUACGUCAUAUGCGAUUUAAUUUUUAAAUUUCGAUACCCCCCCAUCAGAAGCAAAUUUCACAAUUUGGCAACCACCUACAGGUGCAAAUUAGUGAAAACGACUCCCUACCAUAUAUGAUGAAAAAAAUUGCCGUCCCCCCACUUGAUUCCACUUCUGCUGCCCGGAUGGUAUUUAACAUCCCGUUGUUCACUAGGACUUGGAACAGAACACUGUCCUGCUUUUAGCAGGGUGGAGGUAGUGAAUGUAAAUUACCAGCUGGCUGUGCGUGGCGAUGUCAGUCGUCUUGUUGAUCAUUACUGAGUAGAGGGGUGACUGUUUCACAUCAUCAAUAAUGUUCCUUAAUAUAACGUUCCAAAACAUAACCACUGUUUUGUUGAUAAAGUCAUUACUAGUAUACUUUGCGUUCUCACCUUGACACAGCAUCUUCAGAAUAUCAAGACGUAGGCCCUUGAUAGUAGCAACCAGGGACUCAAAUUUUAUGUUGUUUGGACUCUCAUCCUCCACUAGCCAGUACAUAAGAGUCAUGGCGUCUUGCAUUGCUUCUCUGUAAACGUCCCAUUCACACACGAAUCUGGCCUGAAUGCCACCGGCAGUUGUUGCUGCAGUAGCUUUCAACCAUGUCAAAAGCUGACUUGGAACGGGUCAAAAGUUUAUCGGUACUUAAUAAUAAAAAACAAAAUAGUACAUAUCUGGUCUGUUUGUUUGUACGUCGGACAUUUCACUCGUACUUUCUUUUAUAAUUAUUUGCUGACUUUUCAGCACGCUUCAACUGCCCAGCCUCAAGUUUAAUAUCUCAGCUGGAACAUUUAUUCUAACUUACAAUCACAUUCAACUUGUAAUAGUUUUUCUUUAAAUUGCUGGUCCGUCUGAUGUAAUUCACAGAUUAUGGCUUUCAGACUAGAGACUUUAUUUAUUUUAGAAAAAUCUUUAGAAAUGAAUCACAUAUUAACUGUUUGUGUUAUAAAAGAUUAAUCACUUCUUGGUUAGCCUUAACCAUGUCAAAAGCUAACUUGAACGUGUGAAAAGUUUGUCAGUACUUGAAAAAAACAAUAUAUAUCAUCUAUCAAUGUACCCCAUUAAGACUAGAUUAUGAGGACUUAAAUUUCACAUGAUAUAUUUUAAUUCAAUCUCAUUUCUCAAUAUCUUCAAUCAACAGUUUCAAAACUGCACGAAACCAGAUGUUUUGUGACCCUCAAAUUGUUGUUGUACAAUUGCCUGUUGCAAUAAUCCCAGAACCUGUUAAUAAGCCUUUGGAUACUCUAAGUCUGUAAGAUAAUACACUCCCAGCAUUAUCAGCAUGGCCUCGGCUGUGUCCGCUGUAUCCAGGGGAUUGUAAGAUAGUGUCACACACAAUAGCCAUGUUCACGAUUUUUUCCUCUUUACUGAUGGCAAUCAACCUUGGUGUAGACAUUUGGGAUGAAGAAAGUAGUCGCUCCAUAUUCUCACCUUCAAGCUGAAAUAAACAUUAAUAAAUUAACCAUGCUGGACUAUAUGGUAUUUCUGGCCAAGAAGAAACCUAUGUCAGUAGAUAAACAAGGAGUUCCAACAUCGAAGAAUUUUAUGUUCUAUUGUUUCCGGAGUAAUGGACAACCUGGUUUCACUAUGUAUGGAAAUAAUAACAACAUGUGUUUGAAUUGAAUUAACCCUUUACUUCAUAGAUACGCAAUUUUACUUAUCUAUCCAUAGCUUCAUAGAUACGGAUCUUAACGUUUUAUCCAUAGCUUCAUAGAUACGUAAUCCUACGUAUUCGUAAUGUAGGGGCAUUUAUUUUCAUACCUGAUACUUGUUUAUGCGCUAUAAAUUCAUAUUCAUGAAGUAUAAACAUCGAUAAAUACAAUGCACUAAAAAAAACACUAUGUUACUAUUUAAAGAAUUUCGGAAAAUCGCGAAAUAAGGUCACUGGUAUCAAAGAUGCGUAAAACGUUGACUGCGCAGGUUUGUGGGCAUUUCUGUCUCGUUUUCCUCGUGGAAAUUUACACAAUACUGCAAGUUAUAAUUAACUACCAAUAAUACAACUAUAUUUUAUUGAUCACGCGCCUGACGUCACAGGUCAUGGUUCGAAAACGUGUCAAAAUGUCGGCCAUGUUGGAUAAACAAAAAAUCAUCUGGCUUGUAUAAACAAAGGCCAUAAAUCAUUAUAUGGGACAUAUGUGUCACUUCUGUUUCGCUAAUCCGGUCAUAAAAAUGCGCAUCUGCUUCUACAAAUUGAAAGUAAGUACAAAUGUGUUAUAAAAUAAUGACUAUCCCUAUUGUUAAACUUUGACAUGACCCAAUUUAACAUCGAUCAGCUGUUGAAACACGUGUUUUCGAAUACACAAGAAUGCAAUGUAGAGCUAAUUUCUGCCCUUGUUAACUUCAGUUUAAAACAACAUUCCUGAAUAAUGUCAUUUAUAUUUCAGUGUUUGUCUGACGAAUCGGAACAUUCUGGCUUCAAUUAAAAUGAGUUUGAGACAUUGCGUACGACGUCGAGAAUUCAGACCUCGGCGUCACGCACACAAGGAUACGAGAAAUGAGGAUUUUUAAAAUCAAACCCAAAUGACAAUACAUGGACAUGCAAUAAACGAUAUAAAUUUAGUAAACAAUAACAUGCAGGCCUCAUUUAGUAGUUGAAUAAUAACUUUAUUUGUUCAUUGUAGUGUUAAAUAACCGAAAGUUAUACGUACUGUGACUGUUGAUCAACUUUUUUUUUCUUCUGUAUCAUAUAUAUAAAUAUACCGUGCUUCUUUGUUGUGAACUAUUUUUUAAUUCUGUCCAUCUUUGUUUCAAUUCAGGUUGCAUUAAAUGAAUUAUAAAAAUAUGUUGUUUAUAUAAUAUUUCGUGUUGUGUUUGAUAAAUAAAAGUGUAAUAAAAAUUAAUUUUCAUCAAAUUUGACAUAUUUUUCUGUUUGUUUAUGAAUAUCAUGCGGAAAUAAUUUAGAUAACAAAAUAAAAUUUAUAUGACUGGAUUGGAAAUUUAAUUCUCUAUAAACUUUACAUUGAUGACUUAUUGAUUAAACCAAAAGAAAUACUAAGAAAAUAGGUUUGUAAUACAUUAGGGUUAAAAUUCCAAUAAUAUCAAUAAUCUCCUAUGAAGUAGGGGUACUGAUAUGAACUGAUAAGCCAUGAACUGGCAGCCUGAAAUGGCUUAGGUUUACAUGAAGUAAAGGGUUAAGGGCAUUUAUUCUAGAGUGCCAUAAGUUUAAAGUUAUUUUUCCAUAUCUGGACAGCUAAUAAACCGCCACAAGGAACGCUGCCAGAUUGAAUAUCCAACAGGUAUUCUUAAGAAACCGAUUUUGUUGCCAUUGAAAUUGCUUGGGUUGUCCAGCGGAGGGACUCGGGCCUGAUGGAAAGGACCGGUUUGACCUGUCAGAUGAGCUUGGGUUGUGACCAUUACCCAAAACUCUGUGUAACCUAUCCCAAGGAAUGACCUGAUGUUCUCAUAACAGACCAUGUUUUUGGGCAAGGUCCCUGACAAUUUCAGCAUAUUUCAUUAAUGCAGGGGUUAUAUGAGGGUAAUGUGUGGCAUAUAUGGCUACAAAAUGGUGAAAAUAGAUAGAUGUGAUCUUCUUAGGCCUAUGAGAUGGAACAAGACUGACUUGUGAAAACCUAUCAAAUUGUAAGGUGAAUUUGCUGUUGGACCACAAUGUUGGAGUGGCAAUAACAACGCAAAGUCAACAAAUCUAUUUUGUAUAAUCUUCCUCUGGAUGGACUUUUUUUACUUGCACAACAAUCGGUGUAGAAAUAGGAUUCACAAAUUGGAGGCCAUUACUAAUGUCCUGAGCGUGGUGGGCUAUGGGACCAUCCAAAGUACAAUCUUCUUCGGAAGACAGAUCACUACCAGAAUCAUCGCUGUCAUCCCAGGAUAUUGACACGAAAUUGUUGAGUGGUAUGGGGUGGACAGCAGGUGCCUCAGGAUCCAUUUGCCCAUGUGUACUACCUUCCAGGUGCUCCACAUGAUUUGUAUGGGAAACACUGGACUGGCCACUACCGGUAGUGUUGGCGCGCCUGUGACCCACGGUUUUUCUUGUGGCAACCUCAUGGGAAAUCUGCUGUCGGGAUUUCUUUCGAGGUGGCACCUCAACUGGAUGGCCACUUGUACUUGUGGCUGACUUGUUAGUUGGAGCAGGUGAAGCAUGGCAGCACGAACAUGAUGCCUUAGUUGACGAAGCUGACUGCUUCGGCCUCAUCGUAUAAAAUAAAUCCAAUAAGCGGUAGAAAAAUGUGCAAAAAUAACGGAAAUCUUUCCAAACAUUUUAGCGUGGUUCCGCUUUGAAUCUGAACAAAGAGUGAUGAAAUAGGAGUGCCUUGAUUGGCUGAUAUUAGUCACAUGGUUUAAAGUUUCGGUCACAUGAUUUAAGACGAUAAGACAAUUGGCUCUGACGUCAUUGGUCUAAAUAUACAUCUAAUUAAUAUCAAACAAAGACAUAAAUACUUUCAUAUGUUUAUAAAAUUCAUAAAUGUGCCAAUGAUGAUUGACAACAUCCAAUAAUGUACCAUGGUAUUCCCCUGGUUUGCUUAAUAAUUAAAGGGAAGAGACCUGUUAACGGAUGAAUGAUAUUCAUCCAUAUACAAAACAAUUUUUUUAGCAUUUAACCUGUAACUGAAUACUAUGCAUACUGACUACGAAAUAGGACAAAAUGGAUGCUUUGGGCUAUGGGGCAUAAGUAGGUUAUACUGCACACUGCAAAUAAGCAGCUUAUCCUGGUAUAACAUACCUUAACUAUCUGAACUAUAGACCUCGUCAUUUGGCCCUUUCCUGAUCUGUAGCCUGUUUCGGUCUCCAAGGCUUUAAGCACUGCCAAAUUAGUAUCAUCCUGAAAGGCAAAAAGGGCUGCUUGUAUGUAUAUGAUGAGUGGUAAAUCUUUUAUUUGGAUGUUCUAAAUUCAAGAUGAUCUACCUAAAUUGUCUAACCCUUUUUCACUCUUAAAAUUGUCUGUUAAUGUGCUGUUCCGUCUGACGUAUUUCAUGGAUUUCGGCUUUCAGACUAGAAAUUUGAUUUAUUUUAGAAAAACUCGCAUAUUUACUGUAAUGUUCUAAAAGAUUAAUGAUUCUUGGUUAGCCUUAACCAUAAGCAUGUCAAAAGCUGACUUGAACUGUUAAAUGUUUGUCAGUACUACAUAAAUAAUACAUAUCUUGUCUGUUUGUUUGUACAUCGAACAAUUCUCUCAUACUAUAUUUUAUAAGUGUUUGCUGACUUUUCAGCAUGCUUUAAGUGCCCAACUGCAAUUUAAAUAUCACAGCUGGAUCAAACUUUUUUUUAUUUACAAGCACAUUAAACUCGUUGUAGUUUUUCUUUUAAUUGCUGUUCUGUCUGACCACAACUUGGUGACCGAAAUUUUCCAUGGCUUCAAAAUGCGUGUUAUGACAUGUCAAUUGGCAGAUUGGUCAUUUAUUCUAAAUUCUAUUUAAUUUUAGGUCUGAACAAGAGGAAGUAAGAUUCUUUCAAUAAAUAUUGGAUCAUCGUCAUCAAAGAAUUUUAAAUAAAAAAUACGUAGAAAUAAAGAAAAUAUAUGUCUAAUGAACAAGGAUUCUAAUGUCCGAUGGAGUCAUUUGUAUCCUUUUAUAAGAUCAGGUAAAAUUAAUAUAUGUAACAUCCCAUGUAUUCAUAGUGUCACUUUUUAGAUUUAUAGUAAUUUCAAAAAAAGAGACCAUUCUUGUUUUAUAAUGUAGACCACAUAUUUGCAUAUCUACCGACAUCAAAAUGUCUUACUAUGCAGUCUUACUAUGGUCUAAAGCAUGCACAGAUAAUCAUUAAUUACACCUUAAAUGCAAUAGAGAUGAUGUAGUUCACACACAGAACAUAUUUUCAAUUAGAGAGACAUUUCUGAACUCAUAUACAGCACAUUUCCAAACAGCGGUUAAUACGCUUGCAGUGUGUCAGUAAGAUGAGCGUAAAGGACAAAAUUUUCUUUUAAUCUUUAAUUCUAGACUAGUACAAGUUCAAGUUACUUCCCUCUCACGGAUUUUACCUUAACCUAGGUUUUCGCUUGUAUCAGCGAAAGUUAUGACUGACAGCAAACCAAGUAUUCACGCAUCUCAUAACAAUUGACCUUUUAUUUUGCUAUAAGGAAAUGUAAACUGCAUGAUCUUCAGCCAAUUUCAAACCAGUCUUAGAGCAGGAAAAGUUUAUACUUGAUCUACCCGGUACUUUUCACUUUUACGACUGACCAGCGUUCGCUAAGCUGUACGAUAAGGUUGUCCAAAAAAGCAUGUGCUUGUUCAAUUUCUUUUCAUUAGGUUUUUUGGUCAAAGAAGAUAGUUCUUUUUCACUUUCUGAUGUAUUUGCUCUAACUAGAAAAUCAUUGAAUUCUUGAUAAAUGAUAGCGUUAGCAUUGCAUGAUUUUAACAGUUCUUUCUUUCUUGAGGUGAUUUCCUUCAAGUCAGUUUUAUUUACUUUACCCCAGGGCUCGAAUUUAAACUUUUUACCUACUUGCAAUUUUUCGCAAGUGGGUAAAUUUUCAACUCGCAUUUACAUAGAGUUACUUGCUUUUUUCCAAAGUAUUAAAUUAGGUUAAUUAAGCAUGCUAUGCCAUAUAAUAAAUAUAGUAACAAAUGUCAAUACAAAUGUAUUACGAUUUAUUAGUCUGCUAGUUUCUUCAUUUUUAUCAGUUCUGAAAGUGCUAACAGUGCGUUUUAGAAAUUUGUCCAUUCUGACAGUAACAAAUGAUUUAUAUCUGCAGACGACACAUUCGGGAAAACCCGAAAGGGUAUCGAACGCACACACAAAAGUGGUUUCUUUCCUUUGCUGUACUUCUCUGCUGGUCAAGGGAGAUCACUGCAUUGGAAUUUUGUGUACUACAAAUGUGUACUAUGUCAUCAAAAUUGGCACUCGCAAUCAGUGUCUGUGUCUCAAAAGCGUUUAAUGCUUUUCUGUUAUGCAUCGUAAAGCGUCUAAGCGACAUGAUAUUCGUUGCAUACUCAUUAGCGUUUGUUCUCUGGUAUUUUGUUUUGAAAUAUGGGACUCGCGAAUUUUAGCAAGUAGAUUUUUUAUCAGGUCGCUAUCGGCAAAACUGACUCGCAUUUAGCGAGUAAUUGCGAGCUUAAAUUCGAGCCCUGUUGGUAACCCUGUACAAUAGAUGUAAACAAGACUGGAAUGUAACAUAAAUGAGUAAGCUUAUGGAAUUUAACAAUGGUUCCAUUAAGCCUCAAAUUACUAACGUGAAAUAAUGUGUAAAAUUGAUGUACUUUGUGACCUUGAGCGAAUAGGAAGUAUUUUGUGACCUUGAGCGAAUAGGAAGAGCAUAAAUUAAUGAUAACAACAAGAUUGCUGAGGCAGUGUUACAUUACAAUGGAGUUUACAUGCAAUAAGCGAAUAAUAGUGGGUAAAACAAAUAGUGAUAUAAGUAUAGUAAACCAAUAAGCCUUACUGUUGAUGCUUAUAAUGAUGAAUUAACUUAUUAGUCAGUCAACACAUAGAAAAUAGUAAAACUUCUGUGAAACUUACAUAAAAUGUCAUCGGGUUGGGUAAUGCAAUAAGAUGUUUUCAUGUCUGUAAAGUUUGUGCGACCCCACCUGUGUUUCAAAGUAAUCGAGGAUAUUAUAUAUCACAGGUCCCAUUUCACUUCAUAAAUAUAAAUGAUUUGUAAAAUGUAACUGUAAGAACAUUUAAUUAAAGAACGCAAAUUAAUGUCCUGGCCUGGGGCUUAUCAACACCCCCAUCUUAAGAAGGCGAGCUCCUGCUGCCUUUAAUAUUAAAGACAACUUGACAGGAAAAGUAAACAAAGAACUCUUCGACCGGAGUGGUAUCUAAAUGUUACCAUAUAUAUAAAAUAGCAUUUAACACAAAUUUGAACAUUUUAAAUAACAGUUUUUACUCAGAAAGUUAGUUAUAAUUUAUUUUAUCUUUGGCUUUACCACCAUGCUUUUUGUGCUUUUCUCCAUUCUAUCCGCAUCCCAGAACGCUGUUAGCAAGUUGUUGGAUAUAUGAUUCACCCCCCGGUACAGUUUGUUUCUUAACAUGUCAACAGUGGUUUUGACCACAGGCAUCUGAAUCAUUGUUUGUCACUAAAAUGUUGUUUAAAACCAUUUUGGGUACAUACAAUGAGAUAAACAACACAUCUGAAGAUAUUUAGUGUCUUUGAUAUACAAAAAACUCAGAUGUUUCUGAUCAACCUCCAAAGAAGAGUAUUUGACCCAUCCAAGCUUGUGUGGCUCACAUUCAAGCCGGUACAAAGAUGUUAAAUGUACAUGUCAAUGACAUCAUCUGGGCGCUUGUGGGUAAAAUGGCCAGCUGCCUAAGAAAUUUAAAGAGGAUUUAGUUUAAAGACUGAUACAGUUGUUUCUAACAUUGUGAUGUUAGGGUUUUCGUGAUAUUAUGGAAUGGAAUUAAUUUAUCUGUACACUAAAGCAUAAAAUAACUUCAAUAGGUCUGUUUUUAGUACUGUUUACACAGGGAAAAUUGACGAUCUGAAUUUGCUGUACUCUUUCCGACUAAAGAAAAACAUGAGAAUUGGACAUUGAAUUAUGCUUGUUUGUCUAAAGACAAUAUAGUUACACCAACAUAUCGCACACCAUUUUAAAGGUAAUUGACUCUUCUUUCCAUGUCACUUAUUUAAAAAUGGAUUGUUUUUUAUGUUGGUUGAGAAAUUUGCAUAAAACUGGACUCUACCGUGAAAUCGGGUAAGUUUGAGUUACAUACCUUGUUUCUUUUUUGUAUAUCAAAGACACUAAAUAUCUUCAGAUGUGUUGUUUAUCUCAUUGUAUGUACCCAAAAUGGUUUUAAACAACAUUUUAGUGACAAACAAUGAUUCAGAUGCCUGUGGUUUUGACAGUUCGGAGGACGUUAGUGUUUUCCUGGAUUGCGGCCACAAUCAGUUGUUAAUACUGUCUCCGCAAGCUCAUUCAAUCAUGUUUUUGUGACAUUAAUUUUUUCAGCAGUUUCUUUUGCCACUUCAGUGAAGCAAAGGCUCAUAACUACACCUGAAUCUAAUGUCACUGAAGUGUCUGAAAUUUUCUCUUUCUUGCGAGUUGUUCUGUCACGACUUAUUCCAAUAAUCCAGCUUUCUCAAUCUUGUGAGCGAUGUAACGUUUUGCUAGGUAAUGUCCUUCAUCAAUUAUAUUUCUGAUUGUUGUUGCUGUUGGUAAAUCUGGGUUUUUUUUCAAAAUUAUAUGUGAAAACAAGUGUUGACUGACUGUUUCAAUUGCUCUUUAUUUUUUUACAUUCCCAACUCGAAUGCAAAAAGUUCCAUCACACUGUCUCACAUUGUUACUAAAUGACCCAUCACUUUUCUUUGUUAACACAUGAAAAUGUUGAUGAUGAUUUUAUUGUGUAUGCUUCGCUGCUCCUUCAUAUAGCUUUGGGGUUUUACCAGUAGACUCAAGCAGAUAGGAUGAUUCAAAUAUGGUUUUGCAACAACAGGUUAGCCUUCGUCUUAACAUCCCUCUGUACAAACCAUGGGGCAAGACUUUGAUUAAUUUUGGCACAUGUUGGAGCAGUGUGGCACACAGUCCCACAACAGUCCCACAAACGUAUACAAACAAAAAACAAAUACUUUAUGUAAAUACUUUAACAACACUGUAAAGUUCGAACAUACUGUUCCAUUCUGUCUGCAUUUUGACGGCACAUCCGGCACAUGCCCUGAUUAAACCUGUAGACUACCAGGUAUCAACAAUAACAAAUUUUUACAAUGUUACUCUGUGUCUAUUAAUUCUUACUAAUAGAGAUACAGAUUUGAUUAUAUAUCCUUCAUAAGAAUGGCAGCCGCCCAUGAGAAACAUCCGUUGGAUGAAGUUUUAACUAAAACAGAUAACCCCUAAUUCAUUCCUUAGAAUGUCCAUCACAGCCAUCAAUAACUUUACAAGGAUUGCUAAUCUAGUACAGCACUGUUCUUUUAGGGUGUCUGAAAUAUAUUUACCCUGAUAAAUAAUUCUUGAAGUUUGAUUAAUGACAUUUGAAAAAUAUUCUUCCCUGUAAUGGCGUCGGUACUUGACGGAGAUGGGCUAAAUGACUCGUGGCCACCUUUAGGGGUGAACAUUACUCCUAUGUGACAUAUCCACUUAUAAAGUGAGGUAUGAUACAAUGACGUUAUCGAUCAAUUAAUCCAUGGUGUCCCACAUGUAGUCUUAUAUUUUUUUUAAAUUGUCAAACCUAUGUUCAUUACUGAUUUUGGAUUUGAGUAUCAUAUUCUUUCACCAUUAUUCAUUUACUUUAUCACCUUUAUUGGGGUUUUCUGUUAUACAUUGUACAUGUUCUGUAUAACAUUUUUGAGUACAUGACACAUUUUUUAUCAUUGGAAUAUAAUUUAUAAUGUAUGUAAACUUAGUAUAUAAGUGUUCGCAUAAUCAUAAUCACUUGUAAUUUGGGUUGUUUUUUUAGAAUCUAUAUAUUUAUAUUUUUGAUUCUGAUUAGAUUUAUGUUAAUAUUUUUCCAGCUAAUAUCAAAAUGAUUUCUGGUUACAAAAAGUAUAUGCCAUACAAUUUUAGUUUACUUUUAUAAUCUACACUUACAAGUCCUUUGUACAAUUGCAAUUGUUAAAAAAAAAUGUGACUUACUCUGUAAACUAAUUGCAAGGAAAUUAAAUAGUUAUAAUAAAUGUUGUGCUUUUAUCCUCCAAAUAUUGGAAUUGUCAUAAUAGUUAAAUUUGCUUUACCUAUUUUUUAUUUGGAUUUCACCUUAACACAAUAUGUGUGGACAUUUCUUGAGCACUUAAAUUAUUUGUUUUAUUAGUUUACUGAAGUGCACACUUUAAAAAGUCUGUUAUUCAACAUUCCUGUGUAAUAGUGUGUACUUUUUAAAUGUAUAUUUUCAUUUAUAUCUUUAUCUAUUUAAAUACAAUGUUGUGGACUAUUAGUUAUAUGCCAUUUACAGGUAUGUUUGUAAAUAUUUUGAAUUUUAUAAUAAGUUGUGCAUGCUUACAUCGAAAUGAAGUUUAUGUGUAUGUUCAAUUAUGUUAUGUAAAUUAUAGUUUGACUUUCAGUUAAAUUCAGUCUCAUAGCUAGUUUAAAACUUACAUUGAGAUUUUUUAUGGAGAAUUUUUAUUCGAGAUUGAUUGUUAUUAUGUGUAACAUGUGUAUGAAUCAACUUGAUUAAAGAUAAGACUUUCUAAUUGUAUGGUUUUGUUAUAUGCUGAAUGUAUUAUGAUAUUAUUGUUGGUUCUGGUUAACUAUACUCUAGGAUUAAAUCAAGAGAAAUUGC